CAGGGCACAAAGUACAACUGCACUACGUACAAUGCUACAAGCCAUUUUGUCAUCGAACUGUGACUGACAUCGGUCGGUGCGCGGGUGCAGGCGCAGCUUCCGCCGCUGGCUCGCCGGGCUGCCCCGGCUGCCCCGGCGCGUCGGCUGGGGACGGUCGGGGAGCCACAGCCGCCAUGCGACGUUGUACCACGCGCCCGCUCAGCCGCCGCCUGGUGCUGCUGCUGCUGGUGGUGCUGGUGGUGCUGCUGGCGAUGCUGCUGCUGGACAAGCCCACAAACAAUCCUUGGCUCACAGGCAUGGCUAGCUGGACCAACAUCCCGGACACCAACAAAGCACACUGGCCACCCUUCGGCGAUUACCACCACCAGUCCAACAGCAAGUAUGUCAGGGCAGCUUCGCUGGAGGCUGCUCCUCACUCUUCACGCGCGGCUCCCGCAGCAGCUACGCCCACCCAGCCGUCGCUGGUCGGUGCCGUCCCCGGUCCACCUGCGCAGGGGCAGCCGGACCCUGAGCGGUCCGGUCCACCUGCGCAGGGGCAGCUGGACCCUGAUCGGCCGGUCGCCGUCGAGGCCACUGCGGUCAUGAGCCAGUCCCUGACGCAAGAGCCGCCGCUGCCCGCGGCGCCCUUCGAGGAGGCGCUGCGGGUCGUCCGCCAGGGUCUGGAGACGGACAACAGCACUAUGGCGAUACCGCUGGCGGCUUUCACGGGCCGUGCCGUGGCCGACGCCGCGGUGCGCAAGGUGCUGGUGGUGUCCACGUGGAGGAGCGGCAGCUCGUUCCUCGGCGACAUGCUCGCCUCGCAACCCCUUGCGUUUUACCUGUUCGAACCGCUGUUACUGCUCAAGUCUGCCGAAGCUGCCACCGGCGUCGCGACCAGCGCCGAGCGUCGGGUUGCCAUGCUCGGCCAGCUCCUGCGCUGCGACUACAGCGGGGCGACGAAGGAGCGCAGAGAGCUGGAGCUCGUACACGGCAGCAGCGUCAGCAUCCGGGAGGCCUGCAGACGCUUCCCGGACGCCUGCGCCAGCCGACGCUUCCUCGAGGCCGCCUGCGCCAUGCACCCCGUGCGCAUCGCCAAGACGGUGCGCAUGCGGAUGCGCUACCUGGAGCCGCUGCUGCGCGAGGAGCCGCGGCUGCGCGUCGUGCUGCUCGUCCGCGAUCCGCGCGCCGUCGUGCGUUCGCGCAGACGGAUUGCCUGGUGCCAGAACCAGUGCGCGUCGAUAAGCUCUCUGUGCGCCUGGCAGGAGGAGAGCCUGCUGGAGGUGCAGCAGCUCGAGCGCCAGUUCCCGGGUCAGUUGCUUACCGUGCGCUACGAGGAGCUGGCGCAGAGCGUAGCGCACGGCGCACGCCGCCUGUUCGCGUUCUUGGGUGUGCCUCUGGAGGAAGCGAGCGUGCGCUUCCUGCUGCAGCACUCCGGCCAGGAGAGAGAGGUGGCAGAGGUGCUACUGGGCAGGCCCGGCCGGCCGCUCGCGCAAAACGCCGACCGCUUGAGCGCCAACCGGGGAAAGGCGCACAGUUCGGUCAAGAACUCGCUGCAGGUCGCCAACGAGUGGAGGCGGACAAUGGGUCUGACGGCGGUGCGCGUCAUCCAGCGGCAGUGUAAGGGAGCUCUCGGCCUACUGGGCUACCGGCGGUUUGAGACUCAGGCUGAGCUUAGAAACCUCACUCUACCUCUGGAAAGUUGACGUGGGUUAUGUGGCGCACAUGGGCGCAAUGAUGCCGUUGCAGAUGUAAAGCACCAGGCGUGUUCACAGCAAGCGUCAGACGCAUUUGGUCUCGCGCCUUUCCUUACCGGAUGUUGUGAGCACGCGUUGGACGCACCAUUUAAUUCGUUGCGUCUUGCGUACCGCUUAGCGGAGCAUAUGGCCAUAUCGAUGUGUGAACCCGGGUGCGUGUUCCACUCAGCGGGUGGUUUGUGUUCCACAGCACUGGAACCCCACCAGCGGAGUCGGCUAAUGGUGGUUGGCGGGCGGUGCAAAUAAUGCUACUAUUUAAGCUUGA
Pollicipes pollicipes is the source of this 1998-nucleotide messenger RNA. RefSeq names its product carbohydrate sulfotransferase 6. Gene Ontology annotation, biological process: N-acetylglucosamine metabolic process; sulfur compound metabolic process. Bases 174 to 1682 code for a protein of 502 amino acids. NCBI's taxonomy places the organism in Eukaryota, Metazoa, Arthropoda, Thecostraca, Pollicipedomorpha, Pollicipedidae. The record is from RefSeq and is a predicted model, not a curated record. Gene Ontology annotation, molecular function: N-acetylglucosamine 6-O-sulfotransferase activity. The transcript is spliced from 2 exons.